AUGACCGCAGUGCAAAUAAAGAAUCUGGAUGAGAUGAAGCUAAAGGAUUUGAAGGCUAAGAAUUACUUGUUUCAGUCAAUUGACAAGUCAAUUCUGAAGACGAUCACGCAGAAGGAGACAUCUAAACAGCUAUGGGAUUCCAUGAAGUUGAAGUGUCGCAGAAAUGCUCGAGUGAAGAGAGCACAUCUCAAUCGUCUACGCCGAGACUUUGAGGUCUUAGCAAUGAAGCAGGGUGAAUCGAUCACUGAUUAUUUUGGUCGAGUAAUGACGGUUGCAAAUGACAUGAGGAAUUAUGGGGAAGAUGUGGAUGAUGUCAAGAUCGUUGAGAAGAUUUUGAGAACCCUCACUGAUAAGUGGAACUACAUUGUUUGUUCCAUUGAGGAAUCCAAGGAUAUAGAUCAGCUAUCAGUGGAUGCCUUGCAAAGUUCUCUGCUCGUUCAUGAGCAAAAGUUCAAAGUAAGUGGAGAAGAUGAACAUGCUUUGAAGGUAACUCAUGAACAAAGCUAUGGUGGAAGAGGACGAGGAAGAACUGCUUUCCGAGGAGGCCGGGGACAAGGCAGAGGCAGGAGUAGCCAACCAAGGAGUAAGGAAACGGUUGAAUGUUAA
Trifolium pratense (red clover) is the source of this 606-nucleotide messenger RNA. RefSeq lists its product as uncharacterized. The record is from RefSeq and is a predicted model, not a curated record. Lineage: Eukaryota; Viridiplantae; Streptophyta; Magnoliopsida; Fabales; Fabaceae. The transcript has a single exon. The coding region runs from base 1 to 606 and encodes 201 amino acids.